AUGACGAAGCCAGACGAGAGCUCGAGGCUGCCUGUGCUCGACCUCAUCGAUGCCACUGAUUCGUCUGAGCUGAGCGACAAGCCGCUCGCAACUGCUACUCCACGCCCACCCAAACGAGCGCCGCCCAAGUCCAGGAGAGCGCUCAACGGGACAGCGAACAAGCGAAGCAGGACAGCGACACAGGAAGAGACAGCGACUGAUCAUGGGCGUAGCUCGAGAGCUUCCUCGCGAGCUCAGUCUGCCGGGCUGCAGCCCCCGCCGCCCAAGCAGCACCAGCAACGUCGCAAGCACAGACUAGCGCCUGCACCUUCACGUUUGAGCGCGAGCUCAGCAUCUCCCUCGCCGGACGAGGAGGGUAGCCCUGUCAUCACCGGCAGAGCGGGUCAGCCCAGCCUUGCAGGUCCUGUGCCUACACUCUUGCUCGAUCACAUGGCAGACACGAGUGACAUCGAUCAUGAGGAGCAAGAGCCCGACGAAAGAGAUGCGUCGGGGCAAGACGAUGCGCAAGAGGAAGCGGAGGGCGACGAAGAGGAAGAAGUAGAAGAAGAAGACGAACCAGAUGGCAAGCCUGCCUCGUACGCGAGCGAUGAUCAGCUACAGCGGGUCAGGCUAGAAGCCAUCGAGGACCUCGUCAAGAUAGAGAUCAAUUUCGCAAGCCUGCGCGACCAGCUCUACGUAGAGCGGAUGCACGACGUCAAGCUCGAGCGAGAUGCUAUAGACUCGGGCACGCAUCCAGAACUGACACACGUAAACAAGAUAAUCAGUGCACGGCGCGAGAGACGAAUAGAACUCGCGCAAAGAUGGCAAGAGGCGGGCGAAGCUGAGCAACUCAUCAAGCAAGAAUCCUCUGAGCGCGCUGUUUGGACUUGGUGGUCGGAUAAACGCGCUGAGCUCAAGCGUGCAUUGCUGCAACAUGUCAAUGGCAAACGCAGGAAGCUAGAUCGUGAGAAGCGAUCAAUAGAGCGGCCCUUUGACAUGCCAACAGAGCAGAUUCUUCAGCAACAUGGGCCGAGCUAUCCUCGACUGAUGCCCAUGCCAGACCUCGAGCUUCCCGAGAGCUUCAGGGAGUCCGACCAUUUCACGAUAGCCGAGCUCAGCACGCAGCAAAAUGAGGAGGAUCUCCGAGCAAUGGGAUUCAUUAUUGAGCCUCGAGCAAGGCAAAGACCGCCCCGUCCGCCGUCGCCUAUUCGACCGCCUGGAUUCAUGCAACCACCGCCUCAGCAUUGGUCCAGGCUGGCACCACCGCGAGCGCCAGCCUAUGACGAACGGUAUGACGACGUCAUGUCGUCGAUGGCGCCCACUCUGCCCGACCUGCACCACCGAGACUAUCGAGAGGCGCCGCUUAUGCAAGGCGGUCCUCUGACGCUGCCGUUAUUGCGUUCCACUUAUCAAUAG
Mixia osmundae IAM 14324 is the source of this 1395-nucleotide messenger RNA. RefSeq lists its product as uncharacterized. The record is from RefSeq and is a predicted model, not a curated record. The transcript is spliced from 4 exons. Gene Ontology annotation, biological process: negative regulation of transcription by RNA polymerase II. Lineage: Eukaryota; Fungi; Basidiomycota; Mixiomycetes; Mixiales; Mixiaceae. Gene Ontology annotation, molecular function: histone deacetylase binding. Bases 1 to 1395 code for a protein of 464 amino acids. Gene Ontology annotation, cellular component: Sin3-type complex.